Messenger RNA from Apiotrichum porosum, 882 nucleotides. RefSeq lists its product as uncharacterized. The record is from RefSeq and is a predicted model, not a curated record. The transcript has a single exon. Lineage: Eukaryota; Fungi; Basidiomycota; Tremellomycetes; Trichosporonales; Trichosporonaceae. Gene Ontology annotation, molecular function: magnesium ion binding; hydro-lyase activity. The annotation marks the transcript as partial. Gene Ontology annotation, biological process: carbohydrate catabolic process; amino acid catabolic process.
GUCAUCUCGCGCGGUUACCCUGCCUACACCACCUCUGUUGGCUGGCUCGGCUACGACGACGCCAAGGUCGAGCGCCUGACCAAGGAGUCGCUCGCCCAGGGCUUCAACCACUUCAAGCUCAAGGUCGGUGCCGACGUCGAGGACGACCUGCGUCGCGGUGGCAUCAUCCGCCGUGUCAUUGACGACCCGGCCAACAUGCCCGCCGGCCGCACCGUCGACCCCAAGACCAUCGAGGGCAAGAACGCCGGCCCCACCGGCUGUGUGCUCAUGAUCGACGCCAACCAGGUCUGGGACGUGCCUCAGGCUAUCGAGUACGUCAAGAAGCUCGAGCCCCUCAAGCCCUGGUUCAUCGAGGAGCCCACUGCCCCCGAUGACGCCGUGGGCCACUCCAACAUCCGCAAGGCCCUCAAGCCCUACGGCAUCGGUGUCGCUACCGGCGAGCACGCGCACAACCGCAUGGUCUUCAAGCAGCUGCUCCAGCUCGACGCCAUUGACGUCUGCCAGAUCGACUCGUGCCGCGUCGCCGGUGUCAACGAGAUCCUCGCCAUCAUGCUCAUGGCCGCCAAGUUUGGCGUCCCCGUCUGCCCCCACGCCGGCGGUGUCGGUCUCUGCAACAUGACCCAGCACCUGUCGCUCAUCGACUACAUUGUCGUCUCGGGCUCGAUGGAGCGCAACGUCCUCGAGUACGUCUCGCACCUCCACGACCAGUUCGAGCACGGCCCCACCAUCAACGCCGACGGCCGCUACAACGUCCCCCAGGAGCUUGGCUACUCGGUCGACUUCACCGAGGCCGCCAUGCGCGACUAUGUCUUCCCCGAGGGCCCUUACUGGGUCGCCGCCGCAAAGGGCGAGGAGUUUGCCGGUGCCCCCAUCCACCACUAA